Molecule: messenger RNA, 354 nt
Organism: Lottia gigantea (owl limpet)
Lineage: Eukaryota; Metazoa; Mollusca; Gastropoda; Lottiidae
Exons: 2
Coding region: 1-354 (117 amino acids)
Source: RefSeq, a predicted model, not a curated record
AUGAAAGUUCUUCUACUUCUGGUUUCUUUGAUUCCUUUGGUUCUUUCUCACAAGAGUUUCAUGCAAAAGAUUCCAAAUGGGAUGACAGUGCCACAUCCUUGCCAACCUGGAGCGGUCUGGAGAGCUGUUGGACAUACUAAUAUGCAUGGUGGACACAUCAUUAACAGUUUUGGUUUGGCGUUCCACAGAGCUGGUAGUGAGUGGACUAAAGAACUUUGUCAAGCGGAUUCCGACCAGGAUGGGAAGACGAACGGUGAAGAGCUCGGUGAUCCAGAAUGUAAAUGGGCACCCGACGCCGAUCCUCCGACCACGGACGCCAAGAGCCAUCCAGGUAAAUGCGACGUUUUGACAUAG